This is a messenger RNA of Lytechinus variegatus (green sea urchin), 6577 nucleotides long. RefSeq names its product DENN domain-containing protein 2A-like. Gene Ontology annotation, molecular function: protein binding. The transcript has 13 exons. Lineage: Eukaryota; Metazoa; Echinodermata; Echinoidea; Temnopleuroida; Toxopneustidae. The record is from RefSeq and is a predicted model, not a curated record. Bases 198 to 1493 code for a protein of 431 amino acids.
CCUGUGCCAUUUCAGGGGCGAGGAUCGGCACCAGUUUGUAAAUAUUGCGUUGUAUGGCUGCCUUGCAACCAGGAUGUCACAGGACGCUGACGUACCGGGUGAAAUAUGAAGAAAACCUUUCCUCUAAUCAGUGGUGGAAGACCAUAGAAAGCCGCGACUGUCAACGGAGGAAUACUUCCUGACAAUCUGGUGUGAGGAUGGAGGUUUUUGAGGCCAAGUUCGAUUAUAAGAAACAACGCAAAGACGUUUUAAGUUUCAAGAAAGGAGACAAGUUUUACGUUAUUGACAAACCAAAUGAGGAGUGGUGGAGUGCGAGAAAAGUAGAUGAUGACACGUAUGGAUAUGUACCCUCUAUAUAUUUGGAGAAGAGUAAGGAGCAAUUUAUUGGAAGAUUGAUACCAGAAGGAAGGCGAAACACGUCAGGAGCAGUACAAAAGAGGGAGCAUGACAUUCAUCUUCAAGCCUUAUCUGAACUGCAUCAACGUGUUAAACCAUUACCAGGACUAACAUUAUCUCAGAGCUGUCCAGCUCAUGUAUUGGGUCAAGCUCUAGGAGUUGAAGUCCCCAAGGAACCCCCAACCCCUCAACAUACUCCAGAUACACAACAUCAUAAAAUCCCAAUACCAGAUUUACAUGUGGAUGACUCAGAGACUAUCAGUGAGAGACUGCGAAGCCCUCCACCCCCUCUUGCAUCACCCUCAUCCAGAUCACCCCGAAAUAGCUUUAAGGGGGGUUUUCAUUCCCCUCGGGGCAGGAGCCCCUCCCCUCAACCCUUCCCUAAACCCAAAUCUAAAAAUGGGUCUUAUAGACAUGAGGAUGAUUCCCUUCCAUAUCAUCAUAAAUGUAAUGCUGCAGUAGACAUCAAAGAUGAAGAUGAUGAAGAUGAACUACCCCCACACCUCCGUAUGACCCCUCCCCCUCCUGUAUCCAGUCCUCCACCACCAGACUAUGAUUUCGAUGAUGAAGAUGAUGCAGCUAAUGGAGUGCCUUAUCAUCAUAAAUUAAACUUAUCUGGAAGACAGGAGACUGGUCGAUUCAUCGAGGUCGUUGAUGACAGCAUGGAUGACCCUUCCAGUAUUCCACCUUCCUUAGCGGGACGAGUAGAUGAAGAUGGUCUCAUCCAUCCAAAGCCUUUACCUAAUCCAGUCAUGGACUCCCCUAUGCAUAAGAGCCUCCACAGAGAGCUCAGGAUAAGAUCCCAUUAUCCUAGAGGUGAAAAUGCAGGACCGUUUGAAGCCAGUGGGAGGUCAGUCCUGAAGCAAGAUGAACUCAAGAAGGUCUUCCGAGAUAGAAGUCAGAAGAAAUCCCUAAAAGCCUUGGAGGCAGAGAAGAAUUCUAGGAGGACAAGCCUUGAUGUUAAACUGGUAGAAAGACUCAAGAUGACAGAAGAAGAGGAAAGCAUCAAGAACCUAGAAACAUUGGAGAAAGCUGCACUUCAGCCUGAAUUCAUGAAACUCACUCUCAAAUCACGAUCUGGCUCAGAAAAAUCAUGAUGGACACCUCAUCUUCUUGUCACAUAGAAAUAAACUGGCUUCAGGAGUAUUUAUAUAAGAAAUAUAUAUUUUAGCUUUUGCUCCUUUGAAGUGAUACUAUGAACAUCUGUCAUACUUGCUGAUGAACUGCGGUCAUUUCUUAUAAUGGCUUUUGAGUGGACUGGAUGAAUUGCUUGCUGAUUAGUUACAAACUACAGAGUUGGGUGCGAUUUCAAGUUGUAACAAAUUUGAAAUUUUAGUACUUGUUUUAAACAGGAACUAGAGUGUCUUGAAUAUUUAGUUGUGCAGUACUAUUCACUUAAAACAUCUGAUCAUCUGAUCACUUUUCAUGCUUUUCAAGUUAGGGUUUUGAUAAAAAAAAUGAUAUGAUUACCUGUAUCAAAUUUACACAAAUACACACUUGAGGGAUAUGAAACAAUGAUUUUUUAAUAUGUCAGAAUAAUGUACCAAAUAUUGUUGGGUAGUUUCCAUGUAUGCUAAGGAAAAAUGUAUUCUUUUAAAUGCAUGAUUGGACAAAACUCUUAAUCAUUAAUGGCUAGAGUGAUCCCAAACUGCUCUCUGUCAUUAAUAUUAUCCCUAGUUUAUUUCUAUGUAGGGCUAUGGUUUAAAAAGGGGAAAAGGAUGGAAAUUGAUUUUAUAAUAGUUUUCCUCUUGAUUGAAAAAGCAUAUUGAUGUCCAUCUUGUUACCUUGUUGAUAAAAUGGGUAAAAGAAUAUUGAAAAGAUUCUAAUCCUGUGAAAUAUUAGUGGAUUGUACUUUGCAUAGUAUUGUAAGUACCUGUCAUUUCAACUGGCUCAAAUACUCCCUAGGGAGCAGAGAAUGUGCAUGUUGUGUGAAGGCAAAACUGAAUAAAUCUGAUCACAGGUGUAAUGAAUAAAUUGUAAGUUUAUGGGGGUCAUAACAAUUGCUCCUGCGACAUUUUCUCUCGUCUUGAUAUCUCAGAGGGCAUAGGGUUAGAGUUCAGAUUAUGAUAGAGUUUUUGGCUCAGAAUCAUGUAAAGAUAAUGAUUAGGGUUUAUUUAAUUAUGGAGGUUAGGUUUUAUGUUUGGCUUAACGUGCAGAUUUUCCAUCGGAGCAAUUGUCACUGAAGCAAAUGUCAUGGAAUCGUUUUAAGUGCCUGAUAUUUAUUGGAUUAGGAUUAUUAUUGAAAAAUCUGUUUCUUAGCAACAUAUAAUUACAUUCUUGUGAUAUCAGUGUGACGUCUUGAAUUAAGGGUUUAUUAGACCUCAUUGAGAACCAUAAUGAUGAAGAGCUAAAGAUAACCAUAAUGAGGAUAUAUGAAUAAAAAUCAGUUGACAUGUGUAACAUACAGACAAAGAUGGCAGGUUAUUGCGAUGUAACUGUGUCUUAUAAUGAUUUGUGAUUGAAAUCAAUAUCAACUCUGUGGUUGUGAUUGAUUGAAUUGAUGAUAGUUAUUUACCAGAUGUGCCCUCAACAUUCAAUAUGUAUGGAUUGUAUCAGUCAGUCUUUAUGAAACCUAUGCACACAUCUGCCCAUUUUAUAAGAAAUUUAUUUGCAUCAACAUUGGAUCAGAAACCUUGUUCAGGUCUAACUAUUUGAUAUUAACAUACAUUAUUGAAAGGUUUGAUAAAUAUUUUUCAUUUCCAUUUAAAAUUAAGUUAUGUAAGUUAAAUGUAGCUAUCCAUAUGUAUGGUAAUUGUAAAUUUGCGCUUGAGCACUUGUGGCUUCUUGCAAGAAGCGGUAAAUAUCCCUUUGUUUUUGAUACAAUUGACACACCAUGUAAAUUUGCAUUAAAAAAUUGCAAAUAUAUUUGUGAAACACCCUCUAAGUCUUGCCAUGUAGUAUUCAAUGGCAGUUAGUACUUACAGUCCUAUUGUACCUCAUGUAUAUCUUGAAAUUUAGCAAGUAUUAAAGGGACUUAUGAAUAUGCAGAUGUAUCAUUUUGAAAGUGAUAAUUGUCCAUAAUUAUCAGAGUAUAAUACAAGGUAGUUUAAAUAUGGAGGUUAAUCUUAUUACUUUCCUCAUUUCAGUUUACCAAAUAAGGCACAUUUUAAUGAUAUAUUACUAUAUUAAGAGUAGAGAUGUAGACUAUCAAGUUCAUUGCACUUAUAUAGUUUAGAUACUAGCUUGUGGUGAAUGGGAAUAAAUUGGUGCACAAGGGAUCUGUUGGAUGAAUGAAGGAGAAAGUAAUUAGCUUGAAUAAAGUAGAAUAUUUGUGAAGUAUAUAAGUCUAGUUUAUGAUUACGCUCUUAGAACUGUUUAAGAAGGUCUUGGAUUCAUUUGAUUGUUAAUCAAUUUUGUGAUAGCACCAAUGUCCUUGGCCAGGUAAUAGCACCAAUGUCCUUUGGCCAGGAUAUAGCACCGAUGUCCUUUAGCUAGGUAAUAGCACCAAUGUCCUUUGGUCAGGUAAUAAUCUGGUAAGAGCCGUGGUGUAGUGGUUCCAACUCUCACCUUGAAAACAGAAGGUCAUGUGUUCGAAUCCCACCGCAGUCUAGCAUCCUUUGGAAAGGCGUUUAUCCACAUAUUGCCACUCUCGACCCAGGUGCUAAAUGAGUACCCAGUAGGAUGCGAAAAGCCUAUGUAGUUUGCCUAGCAAUUGAGUCUUGGAACUCUUGUUGGAAUGCUCCCCAGGGAGUGGAGAAGGUACAUACACUGUUUGCGGGCAUGCAAGGGUCAGAUGACCAUAAUAAUAAUAUGCUGUAAAGCGCUUUGGGCCAUUAUGGGAUAAACACUAUAUAAAAAAUAGCUAUUAUUAUCUGCAAUAAUAUUCCUAGAUGAAAUUAAGAAGGAUGAAGUGCGAAAAUAUAUCUACAAAAAGGUUAGAUGUUUUUCAUGUCAGCCAUGGUAAAAUUUAUAACAUUGCCAGCUAUCAUUACUAAUAUCAUUUUUCUUUCCAUUUGAACUAUUUUUUUUUUAUUUGAAAUUGGUAAUUGGCAUUCCAAUCAGCAUGGAUGUUUAAAACAUUAUAUAUCACAAUGAAGGUUUUUGAAUUAGUUAAAUGAUAAGAAUUUGAAGUAGGACAUUUGAUUUCUCCUUUCAUUUAUACAUCAAGAUGAUAUGACAAAUAUUUCAGUACAUUAAAGUAUCCAAACAACAAUCAUGACAGUAAUUGAAUUGAUGUGAGCUUGCAUUUAACCCUUCUGCUUACACACUUUUAUUGCUCUUAUAUAGUCCUAUAUCACAAAUUACAGCUAAUUUAUUUUACAAUAACUUUUUUUUCAAUUCAGGAUUUGCAUCAUGUGCCUAUAGAUUUUAUCUUUAUUUCACAAUGCAUGCGGUAUCCUGUAUUUCAAAUAUGUUUCAUCAUUUUGUUAAUAAUAUGCUAUUUUCAGUACUCUGUUAUCUCCCUAGCUCUGUCUGUAGAGGGAAACAAAAACUUUUUAUAAUUGGAUGAAUCCAUGUAUUGUCAGCAGAUGGUUAACCACUGUAUCUUCAUGCCUGCAUUCAGAAAAGCUAAUUUAAUAUUUGUUUCCAUAUACAAACCAAUAUUUUGUGAACAGAUAUUUCCAUAUUUUUCAUGAUCAGCAAUGGCAGUAUACAGAAGCAGGAUUUGGGUGAUAUUGUAAAUAAAAAGUGAAUGCCAUAAUGAGCCAAAUAUUUUGAGGGGGCCAGAUAUGGCUUAUCAGGCAAAUUUAUAAAACGUUGCAAGCUAGCAAAAUGUUUUUCAUUUUUACUACAAAAAUCCAAUUUUGUGAUAGAUUUUAACAUAAUCUUCAAAUAUCAUAUUCCACCCUUCUCCCUUUCCUUUUUUCUUUUCCUGGUUGUUAAAAAUUUUAGAGGGGAAGUGCCCCUUCAUCUGUAUGCAACUGGCUAAAAUGAAACUGACAUAAGAAUUUGAGUUGAGCAGUAGCUUUGUUUAAAAUCUUGUAAAUUAGCUCUUAUGUGUAGGUUGAACUAGAAAUGGAUAUCUCCAUGGUAGGAUUAUAACUCUAAGCAUAAAUAUACAAAAGUGGUGGUAUCUCAUUGAUACAGUAUGUGAGUCAAAUCCCUAUAGCCCCAAAUACCCCCCCCCCUCCCCCAGUGCUACAAAUCCCCCAUUAUAGGAUAUGCCUCUUUAAUGAUCAUUUAUGUCAAACUUUACAAUUUAUGUCAUAUACUAAUUGAUUAAUGAUCAUGAUUCAUCCAUGAAAGUCUCUGUCUGAAGGUGAUUAAUAAGAGAACAAAUGUUGAUACAUGGAUUCAGUGCAAGCAUUUCCUAAAAGUUAUUGAUUUGGGGAUUGGUGCCUUUUAAUUUUGAAUGUAACAAUUAUAUAUUUUUUAAUCGUCUAUAUUUAUUUUGGUGACUGGCUCAUGAGCAUGUUGAAAUACAAGUAAAAUAAUUAGGCACAUCUUUUCAAUCCUUUAAUUUGAUUUACGUAAUUCUUAUCAUUCCUUAUGAUAAAACAUUUCCUCAUAGAGCUGUUUUGAACCCAGUACUUAAUAUGUAUAUUUCUUAUAUAUUUUCUAUCCAUUUAUUUAUUCUAUGUACUAUAGCAUUUAUUGAUUCUUCGAAUAUUAUGCAGAUAUAUAUAAAUGAAUUUAAUGAAUUUGACAUAUGAAAUACAAUGUUUAUCUUAACAAUCAAGUAUAUAAGUAUAUAUAUAUACACACACACAUACACACACAGUGCGUCCUACAAAAACGAAACUGAGAUCUAUCGAUGAUUUAUCAUAACUUACUCACAAAAAAUGGACAAAUGACCUUUACCAUUGUAAAGCUUGGAAUCUUCUCUUUCAUCUGAAAUUAUUUAGAAUAUUUCUCAUUUACGCAUGAGUUUGCAAAAACAAUUUGAAUUUGAUGACCUACCAUUGUAAAGCUUAGAAUCUCUUAUUGCAUCUGAAAUUAUUUAGAUUAUUUCUCAUUCACGCAUGAGUGAGCAAAAACAAUUUGAAGAGGGGAUACCAAAAAGUCACUUGGCGGGCUGUAUUUGGGUUUCAAAAAGAAAACCACAUUUAAAAAGGUCAAUAUCUGCUCUUUAAUAUGAUACCUCAAAGUCAGAAAAUGGACAAGAAAUAACAAAGUUCUGGUUAUUUGAAAUAAGGCUUGAAUUUCAGUAAUUUCAUAAAAUAAAGAGUUUUUACAGUACAGGCUAUAUAGCGUUCAGCCUCACUCGACACUCCGUCAUGUUAUUUGUUACCGGGCGAUA